Messenger RNA from Knipowitschia caucasica, 330 nucleotides. The record is from the annotation of a GenBank genome assembly. NCBI's taxonomy places the organism in Eukaryota, Metazoa, Chordata, Actinopteri, Gobiiformes, Gobiidae.
AUGAUGGUCUGGGACUGGACAGCCUGGCACCGUUGGCUCCAGGACUGGAGGAGGCAGCGGAGGAUCCGGAACCGGGCUCUGGGGAUGAUGGUCUGGGACUGGACAGCCUGGCACCGUUGGCUCCAGGACUGGAGGAGGCAGCGGAGGAUCCGGAACCGGGCUCUGGGGAUGAUGGUCUGGGACUGGACAGCCUGGCACCGUUGGUCCCAGGACUGGAGGAGGCAGCGGAGGAUCCGGAACCGGGCAGAGUGCUGGAUGGUCCGGGAAGAGCACGGAGGCCAAGCUCGGCCCAGGAGCGAGCGGGUCCUUUCGUCGGACCACGAUACAUGA